GAUCAGGCAUCCGUGCAAGCUCUGACGGGUCGUUUGCGCCGUCGAAAGCUUCGAGUUCGGCUUCUCCUGCUGUACUUACAACUCCACUUUCAAAUCCGAAAUUGCCCAAGGUCCAUGCACCUCUUCCUCCAGCUCAAACCAUGCUACAGGGCGAUGGCGAGCCUGAAGUUACCAAUACUUUUUGUCACCACUGCAGACGUACGCAAACCAGACCCAAGAUGCAAUGUUCCAAACGCCGUGCAGACCGGACGAUAUGCGGGAAACGGUUUUGCAACGGAUGCAUCCUGAACCGGUACCCCGAUAUAGUAUUUGCCCCCGAUAACAAGAACUUCGUCUGUCCGGUCUGCCUUGAUACCUGCAACUGCUCCAUAUGCUCACGGAAACGCGGGGAGGAAUAUAUUUCCAUGCGUGGAGGUGGAUUUGCAGGGUCUCGCACCAAGUCGGGCAUUUUGCUUGUGCCUGAUGAUUCCCGUGUCCAGGAUGUCACGAUGACACCUGAACCUCCCAAAAGUACGCCACAGACAAUGUUCUGGGCUCACGUUUAUGGUCUUGAAGGCGAACGCGUCGGCCGUGCAUUUAUCGACGACGCUAGCGCCUCUGCCCCCGUCCGACCCACACAACCGGUCAAACAGCGCGUCCAAAACGUGCAAUCGAAACAGAAAGUAAAAGCGAAGCUGAAGAAGAAGCCGAGGGUAUUCGUUGGAAUGCCUUUACGCGAGUGGAAGAUUCGCACAAUUAGGGAUCUCGAACCUAGCGCUGUGAUUCCGCCUUUCGUCCCGGGUGAAAACUACUCAGGGAAAGGGAAGGGUAGAGCUGUCGAACGACCGCGAGUUUAUAUCGGCGAUGCGAAGUGGUUGUAUGUGCCGUAUACGCGUAUGCCUGCCUCAUCAUACUCUUCGCGGGCAUCAUCGCCGGAUUCGGAAUUGGACUCGGACGGGACGUUGACUCCGUUGGAGGAUUUGGAAGAGGGGAUGGGGUGGCCGCAGCCUGAGGUAGGGGAAUCCGUGACCGUAACGUGGGGGUCGACGCGUGCGCAAGAACGGAGUGCGUCUAGUUCGUUCUCGGCGGACGAUUUGGCCAAGGCUAUUGGGGUUGCCUUGGCGGCGACGCGUGAGGACACGGUGGAGUGAUGAUAACGCAGUUGUUUUUGUGCAUAAUUUAGGGUUU
Molecule: messenger RNA, 1167 nt
Organism: Suillus bovinus
Lineage: Eukaryota; Fungi; Basidiomycota; Agaricomycetes; Boletales; Suillaceae
Exons: 2
Coding region: 141-1130 (329 amino acids)
Biological process (GO): regulation of DNA-templated transcription
Cellular component (GO): nucleus
Source: RefSeq, a predicted model, not a curated record